Messenger RNA from Galdieria sulphuraria, 3338 nucleotides. Its product is annotated as kinesin family member. Gene Ontology annotation, biological process: microtubule-based movement; mitotic spindle organization. The coding region runs from base 44 to 3265 and encodes 1073 amino acids. The transcript is spliced from 3 exons. Lineage: Eukaryota; Rhodophyta; Bangiophyceae; Galdieriales; Galdieriaceae. Gene Ontology annotation, molecular function: microtubule binding; ATP binding; microtubule motor activity. The record is from RefSeq and is a predicted model, not a curated record.
UUGUCACAAAUCGUACGGCGAAUGUGUUGGAAAUUUUGAAAGCAUGGAGAAUCAUUCAACUCAAUACAACAACAUUGAAAGUACAGUGGAGUCGGGAGGAGCUAUCCCUAUGAAUAAUCAUAAUGGACAAUCGGGUAUUACUGUCACCGUUGCUGUAAGAGUGCGACCUUUCAGUUCUUUAGAAUCUUCCCAUGGUAGACAAUGCUGUCUUCAGGUGGAAAAGCAAGAUACCAUAAUGAUUGGAAAAGACAAGUCCUUUACGUUUGACCACGUAUUCGACUCCAACACUUCGCAAGAAGAGCUAUAUAAAAGCAUCGUUUUGCCUCUUAUCAAUGGAAUAUUCGAAGGAUUUCAUUCUUGUCUAUUCGCUUAUGGACAAACAGGAUCUGGAAAGACAUAUACUAUGGGAACUUCUUGUUUUGGACCUGUCACUCCAUCUCAUGGAAUCAUACCACGAGUCAUUGAAGACAUCUGCAAUCAUGCAAAAACGAUGACCAAAGAUUAUGAAAUUUCCUUGAAAGUUUCUUUCAUUGAAAUAUACAACGAAGACGUUCGCGACUUGUUGAAACAACAUUCCAAAAAACAUCUCGAUGGGAGACCCAAUGCAAAGGAUUCCUUUUCACUAGCACCCAAUUCGAAAAUCCAAGUACGAGAAGAUGAAACAGGAAAUGUUUUCUUAGAGGGAGUUAAUGAAGUUAACAUUCAAACUUACGAGGACGCCAUCGGAUGUCUAGAAAGUGGUGCGAUACAUAGAGCAACUGCUUCUCAUGACUUGAAUGAACGCUCCUCUCGAUCUCAUGCCGUAUUCACUAUCUACUUAAGUAAGCGACCUAUUCAAGGACCCAAAACAGAUAAAAAGAUAGUCUCCCAAUUCCAGUUGGUAGAUUUGGCAGGAUCCGAGAGAGCAAAGAGAACAAAUGCUGAAGGAACUAGACUGAAAGAAGGAAUUAGCAUCAAUACAAGUCUUUUGGCACUAAUGGAAGUCAUCAGUGUAUUGGGAGAUGAAAAGAAACGGGGAAGUCAUGUUCCUUAUCGCCGCUCUAAACUGACUCGCAUCCUUACCAACUCAUUAGGAGGAAACUCAAAAACAGCAAUGAUAGCGUGUAUCAGUCCAAGUGAAGACUCUAUGCAAGAAACUCUGAAUACCCUAAAAUAUGCCCAUCGAGCAAGAAAUAUUCGCAACAAACCAGUAGUCAACUAUGAUACUACAUUUUCCGAGUUGCAAGAAUUGCGCAAAAAAGUGGCACAGCUGCAAGAACAACUAGCUGCCUAUGAAAACAGUGGUGCAAUGUUGUUAACUUGUGAACAUCCAACCAAAAACAGUGUAAAAGAGGAACAGGAAUUUCAAGGACAGAGGAAAGGUCCAAAGAAUGUUGAAGAACUGACAAGUCAAUCUGAGUCUCGAAGUGUUCUCGAGAGAUAUCAACAGGAAGUCAAGUCACUUAGGCGCUGUGCACACUAUUUAAAGUUGGAACGUGACGUCCUUGCUAUCCAGAUAGAGAAUAUGGCAGCAACCAACAAACGACAAAAAAGAAAAAACUUUCUGGACUUUGCGUCCCAUAACUUGGGAGACUCUGAUGAGGAAGACUUACGAGAUACAAAGUCUUCGACGGUGUUGGACCCUAUUCUGGAGAGUCCCAAACAUUUAGAGUCCAAAAGUGAACUUCUCUCAGUGGAACAAGUGACACCGGAUACUUCAUUGGAUUCAAUUAUACAACAAGAGGACCAUGAAGUUUGGGAAACUGAAGCAAAGAACAAAGAGAAACUUCUUGAAUGGUUUCUCAAAGACAUAUUCGAUGACUCAAGUCACUGCCUAUUAGAGGAGGAGAAUGGCAUAGAAUCCAUCAGCAUCGUCCAGUCCACUGAAGAAGGAUGGCUUGUAAAAGCUGAGGAAAGAAAGUUAGAGGCUUGUUUAGAAGAGAUUCGUAAGAUUUUGACUGAAAAGCAGUCUGCCUUACGAAGGAUUGCUCAUAUCGAAAGAUUUCUUUUGUUAGAAUGCAACAAGUAUCGAAGGUUGAUUGCUACGAAGAGAGAAGAUUUGCAGACACAAGAGUUCGAACUGAGAAAAUGGCUGAAUCCUAAAGGAGGAGAACAAACUUCACAAGAGGUACCUCUUUCUAUGGAUAUGAAGACUGGUCUUGGAAAUGGUUUCUCCAUUGUUGAUAAGUUUCAACGAGAUACUCGAGAGAUGGAGACAUUGGAGCAGAAUACUUAUCGAUUGGACACAUUUCUAUCAUAUUGUAAGAAGAACAAAGCCAUUCUACUGGACGACUUUAAACAUUUGAGAAAGUAUGAAGUCAAGGUCUGUAGACAGUUGGAGAUGAUUCAAAAUCGUCAAGCUUCCAAAAAAGCCAACAAUGAUGAGUACGAUAUUCUUAUGAAAGAGGGAACAACUAAAAAUGACAAUCACGGUCAUCCUAUGUUUGACAAAGCAGAUGAUUUGAUUCAUACUUUGGAAACCAAUAUAUUGGAUAUUCUCAAAGAAAAAUUGACUAUAGAUGAAACAAUCAAUCAGGCCGUACAAAAGGAAGUGGCAGUUGUGAAUAAACACGCUGCUCAUGCUUUGCUCAAUGCAGUUUCCAAUCAGGAUAGUAAUCAAAGGAAAUCAGAGACACAACAAAAGGCUCUCAUGGAUUGUACACAGUCGACAUUCUUGUAUUCUGAUGUGGAAGAUAGUUGGAAUAUUAUCCAUUUACAAGAUUCCAUUGAGGCCUUGGAUAUCGAAAUUGAAUACCGCAAACAGAGAAUCAGACAAGGUCAAGAUAUCAUAUCGCAUCCCGUUCAAAAAUGCAAAGCGUUGUUUGAGAAAAUCUAUUUGCUUCCAAAUGUAAGUUUACAAGUGCGAAUUGCACUUUUGGAAUUUGUCAAGAGAUGGUUGAAGAGUCAAGAACAGGUGAAGAGUUUCAAACAAACUGAACAAAAACUCCGUCAAGAACUCAACAACUUAAUCAACUGUUUUAGUGAUUGGCAACAAAGAGCAAAAUGGCAAGAGUUGGAGAUGGAAAGUUGGAAAACUCAACAAUGUUUGCAUGAAUUGGAAAUGAUUGAAAAAGUGAUCAGUUUAGAUGGCUAUGAAGAGUAUAAUGAAGAAAACCUCUUGGAAGGUGUACAAAGAAGAAUUUCGAAUACAUUUCUUUCUUCCGGUGACAAUGACUUGGAGUCAUCUUCUUUAUUCGAUUUCGAUGAAGCAAGUGUUCAUGCAAAAUAUCCCAACGACUUGUUCGAUCUCGAUUGGUCUGAUAUGGAAAUGGAAAGUGCCAUAUAAGCUUUAUCAGUUGUUACUUUCAGGGACAUUCCCAAUUUCUUUUUCGAAUUUUAUUAAAAGCAAGCUUUCUGAG